Molecule: messenger RNA, 4986 nt
Organism: Drosophila teissieri
Lineage: Eukaryota; Metazoa; Arthropoda; Insecta; Diptera; Drosophilidae
Product: frequenin-1
Exons: 7
Coding region: 248-811 (187 amino acids)
Molecular function (GO): calcium ion binding; calcium sensitive guanylate cyclase activator activity
Source: RefSeq, a predicted model, not a curated record
UAUAAAGCAUAUUAAAAUACUUAUGGCAAACUUUUGAAUAACCGAAACAAAAGCAACUACAAAAAUUGCAAAGUAAAACGAACUUGCGCAGCAAAAAAAGUUUGCCACUAAAAAGCAAUAGCAGUCAAGUGCAACAACAACAAAUACCACACAACAACAACAACAAAAAGAGGAAGACGUAAAACUAUAACAACAACAACAACAGCAGCAACAACAACAGCAACAAGGGAGCCGCAACAAGAACAACAUGGGAAAAAAGAGCUCCAAGUUGAAACAGGAUACCAUUGAUCGCUUAACAACGGACACAUACUUCACAGAGAAAGAAAUACGUCAAUGGCACAAAGGAUUCCUGAAAGACUGUCCCAACGGCCUGCUCACGGAGCAAGGCUUCAUCAAAAUCUACAAACAAUUCUUUCCACAAGGCGAUCCCAGUAAAUUCGCAUCGCUCGUCUUUCGCGUCUUCGAUGAGAACAAUGAUGGCUCCAUUGAGUUUGAGGAGUUCAUACGCGCCUUAUCCGUCACAUCGAAGGGCAACCUGGACGAAAAACUGCAGUGGGCCUUCCGUCUUUACGAUGUGGACAACGAUGGUUACAUAACGCGGGAGGAGAUGUACAACAUAGUGGAUGCGAUCUACCAGAUGGUGGGACAGCAACCGCAAUCGGAGGACGAGAACACGCCGCAGAAACGAGUGGACAAGAUCUUCGAUCAGAUGGACAAAAACCACGAUGGCAAAUUAACAUUAGAAGAAUUUCGUGAGGGUAGUAAAGCUGAUCCACGUAUAGUUCAGGCGUUAAGUUUAGGUGGUGGUUAAAUCGAUUAACAAUGGCCGAUCACCGGUCACCGAUCACCGAUAACAGACCCAAUUCCAAUUCCACAAAAACUAAGCGCGCAAUAAACUGAAAUAAAAAGAUAUUGAAACUGCAAGUUGAUCGUAACCCGCUAAAAAGAAAAAAAAACCAAAAAUUUAAUUAACAAUAUGGAAGUUUGUGGGUGGGGGCGGGUUGGUACGGUGCCACGCCCCCUACCGCUUCGUUUGCAUUCGCUUCACCACUCUUCACUUUCUCUUCUCUCCACGCUUUUCUCAAUUCUCAAUUCCCGAUUCUCGAUUCUCGUUUCUUGAUUCUUGAUUCUCGAUUCUCCGCGCGUCGCUUGCGACACUGAAGAUGAUAAUAAUUUUUUGAUAUAUGGAUAAAGAAUAACUAACGAGGUGGAUAUCCAAAACAAACGAACCGAAAAUGGAAAACGAAAUGAAAUUAAUUUUUAAAUAUACACCAGAAUAUAAAUAUAUAGGAAAUCAUGGCGUAGUCAGAGCGCAGUUCAUAGCAAUAAUGGAAAAACAAAAUGAUGAAAAAACGAAGAAAAAAAAGAAAAAAACGCAAAAAAGUCGAAAGAUAAAUAAACUAAUACUAAUUUUAAAUGAAAUCGAAUGGCGCAGAGGCGCAAAUGAAUUUUUGAAGCAUACACCAAUUACGAGUAAACUAAUUAAACCUACGAUUAAAUCAGCAUAACUAUACUAAACAAUUAAACGAUACAAUUAGAGCCGAACUAAGCCUACGCAUCAAUUGUGCAGCCUUCGAAGCAAAGCAAAGCGAGUUGAGUUGAGUUAUAUAAACUCGAUCCGAGUCAGCUAAUUCCACUCACGACAGCCAACAGCAGCCACUAUAUCCACACUUAAUAUAUAUAUAUAUAUACAUAUAGAUACAGUAUCAAUCCGAUAAGUGGCCGCAGGCAGGACAAACAGAGUUCACAGUUCAGAGUUCACAGUUUAGAGGGCGUCGAACAGCAGAGGGGAGCUAGCUUGAAAAGAUCAUAAAAAAAACGAAAAAAAAACACUUUAACGAUUACGAGAGAUACUUACACAUAUUACCCAUUUCCAAGUGCAUUCACCUUUGCAACUUGGGCACUUUGGCCGUAUUUGCAUUAAUGAAGAUGAGCAAUAAUGGGAUACAACUACUUCAUGUAUUCGAUUUUAUCACUUAAUUGCGGCAACACCAAUGUUUUUGCAAGUGUAAAAGUAAUGCUUAGCUAGAAGGUUUCCCCAUUAUCAGCCUGCUUAAGAUUCUUAAGAUUUCGGUACCCAAACAUCCGAUAUUCAUUUGCUUUUAUUAACCGGGGUUUGUUUGGGAAAUGACAGAUGAUUUAUGGGCAAAUGCCAUAACCAGCAGAGAAUGUGUUUAUUUUCAGGCUCUACUACCUAAGCCAGCUGCCCUACAGUCAUGAAACGCACCUUGAUCAGCUUCUGUUCAGCUCAGAGAUUGAAUCUGCAGAUGAGUUUCGCCAGCAGACAAAAAGUGUUGCAUACCCAACAGGCGCAGCAAGGUGUUUGCUUUCGUUUGCUCGCUCCCUCUCUCUCUCUCGCUCUCUGUCUCUCUUUCAACUAUCUAUCUCUAUUUCUUUCCCUCUGUCCCUCUCUCUCUGUCUGCAUCUCUCUAUCUGUAUAUUCUGCUUUGCCUUGUUUUCCGUUAAGCGUUAUACGUUCCCAACAACAAUAACCAAUCCAAUCCAAACCAAACCAAACCAUAUUUACAAUAACAACAAUAACAACACGAACAUAUUGACAAUAGGCGGAGCAGGAUGAGCAGAGAACAAGGAUAUCCAAAGGUCUUGAGAACAGUGCCCAGAAAUCCACAAUUCUAUGAAAUCCACGAAGCACAGCUCCAGAAGUCCAGAAAUAGCUGCGAAACGAAGCCAUUAAUAAAUGAUAAGCUAAUGAAAGAACGCACAGCUACAACCAGAGCCACAUCAACAGCCAGAACAUGAACAUAUAUAUAUAUAUAUAUAUACAUAUAUAUAUGUAUACACAAAUGUAUAUGCAAUAUCCUCGAGACGCAGCAGACAAGAAACAAAAGCAAGGAAGUUGGAGCAGUUAGGAGUUAUAUAUAUACAUAUACGAUAUAUAUAUAUAGACGAGUAUAACAAUGAAACAAAUCCAUCAUACGAUUUAAUUUCUAUUCUAUAUGCGGUUCAGCUUUAUUAUUGCAUUGAUUUUUCAAUAAACCAGUCAACCGUUUUACUAUUCCGAUGACUAUCUAUAAAUACUUAAUCCCCGCUUUCUCACGCCCCCCACCCAAAAAACAAAAAACAAAAAACAAAAGAAAAAAAACGAAAAUACAAUCCGUUUAGUAGCCUUUGUGUAAUCUAGAUCUAGGGAGAUUUCGGACUCCCUGAAAAGACACAAGCACUAACACUCACCCAACACCCACACACACACACUCACAAACUCACACACAAACACUCGCUCUCUCACACAUACUGUAUAUCUAUAUAGUGCCUAUGUAUGUAGUAGUAUUUCUUAUGAUUUCGCCUGCUUUGCCUUCUUUGAGAACGAACAUUCCCAAUUGACCGAUUUACGUUUAUCUUUUCCUAUGCUUUCCAUGUAUUUAAGCACCGAUCUAAAAGAAUAAACACGCUACAAAAAUUCAAGAGUAAAAAAUGCCGUGCAAUCCAAAACACUUUUACCCGAAAAAACACCGACACACAUAGCCAUAUGUAUAUGUAUAUAUAUAUAUACAUAUAUGCCUAAACUUAUAUAUAUACUCUUUAUAGUAAGCACAGCAAUCGAAAGCAAGUUAAGGAACUAUAACGAAACCAAAAAUCGAAUACCAAAACGCUUCUAUAAACCUCACUGAAAUUCUUCAAAGAAAAAUUAACUGAACGAUACGAGAUAUAGUACACACACAUACGCAAACUGACACACACACACACCCACACACUUGUACGAGUAUAUUAACAAUAAACGUAAUGCGAAAACUUAAUCAAUAAUUAAAUAAUUCGAAAGUGAUAUAGCUGACAAAACAAAUGUGUCUGUAGUAGUCUAGUAGUUAAAAGAAAUUGAAACGAAACGAAAGAAAACAAAACAAAACGAAAAAAAAAGAAAUUUAUAAAUAAUAUUAACUAAACUAUUAUAUGUGACAGAUUAAAUUGGAGGCGACGGGGAAAACGCAACGCAAUUUUCACGUUGACCGCUCUUUUUUUUUGUAAGCUGAGGCGGAAAAAAGGAAAUCAAACUGUAAAUAACACUAAGUGAAUCACGCACACCACACCACAAGACACACCCUCACACACACACGCGCAUACCCACUCGCACACUGACAGAAACGAGGAGUACCGAAUAAGUUUGUUAACACCAAAAUAUAACGGGUCUUAAGUAACGAAAAAUAAUUAUAAUAUUAAUGCGAAAAAUGCAAAAAUGCAAAAAUGCAAAAUAUGCAAAAACGCAGCAGCGAAAAAAAUCAUAACAACAGUAAGUUAGAGCAAGGAAUUUUUUUUUUGUGGAUUGAAUUGGAUGGGUAUGCAAUGAAUCAAGUCAAUUGUAAUAGCCGACAAAAUACGAAUACGAGAAUUAUUAUGAAAUAUUUAUAUUAAUUUACAAUGGGCCGGCGAGUGAGGCUUUUCCCCGGAAAAUGCUGUGAAAAGCAGUUGUAGAAGUCGAAGAAGAAGAUGAGUUUCUUUCCACCGCCGUUGACAAACCACACGAAUGUCAAGUUAAACGUUUCACAAGCAAUAUUUUACAUACUUAUACAUGCAUUAUAUACACAUAUAUACUUAUAUAUAUAUAUGGGUAAAAUAUAUAUAUAAAUAAAUAUACGAUAAUAAAGAUAUAUACAUAACUUAUAUACACACUCCGCAAUAACGAGUCGAGUCGACCGGCUAAAUAGACAUAAUAAUUAUAAUAAAAUAUUGCAUGGCAGAUACACGGAUAUCCAAGCGAAAUGUCUGAUGAUAUUUGCGUGAAUAAUUGCGUUUGAAAACCAGAUGAUAGCGGCAGAUAGUGGGGAAUUAACAACAUUUUUAGUGAUAUUCUUUAGCAAAAUUGAAUCUGAUUUCCUUGCUAAGAACAUAACGAAAUGUAUAAAGUCACGAAGAAUUCAAAACCAAAAGCCGAAAACCGAAAAUGUAACGAAAAUAACAUCAGUUUAAGCGAAAGGUCGUAUAUUUUACAAAAACCAAAAAAAAAAAAGAACAAAUGCAACCAAACAAACAAAA